GCGACGUUCAACUACAAGUUUCCUUCCGCCUGACAAUUUAAACACUGGCAACAGUGCAUUGCUUUCACUGUCGAGAUGGCGGCGGCAGAGGCGGAAAGCGAGUACGCCAUCCACGAGGCGGCGAGGGAAGGCAGAACACAAGUGGUCGAGUCGCUUCUAAAUGCAAAUCCUAAACUCGCCAAAGUUGUCGAUGAAGACGAACGCCUCGCAAUCCACUGGGCAUGCGCAUUCAACCACCUAGAUAUUGUGAAACUGCUCACCUCGACACGGUCCUUCGACCCUGACGCACAGGACGGCUCAGGAUGGACACCGUUGAUGAUUGCAUCGAGUCUGAAAGACAAUGGUGGAGAGGCCAUUGUUGAGCUCUUGUUGGCGAAGGAGGCCGACCCGAAAAUCACGACCAACACCGGUGCGACCGCCUUGCAUUUUGCCGUAUCGAAGGGGAACUUGGAGAUUUGCAAAAACUUGCUCAAACACGGGGCUUCGGCCAGGACCAAGGACAAACGCGGACAGUUGCCUCUCCAUCGAGCCGCCGCAGUGGGAAGUGUGCCGAUAGUAAAGCUCUUGCUCGAGAACAAGAGUCCCAUCAAUGCUACCGACAUGGACGGACUGACUGCACUGCACCACGCCAUCAGCGAAGGAAAUGCAGAUGUGGCGGUUGAGCUGCUGAAAGCCGGCGCCGAAACAGACAAGAAAGACAUUGACGGCAGAUUGGCAAUUGAAUGUGCCCCAGACAACAAAGUCCGCUCCUUUAUCAUCAAGGCUGCCGAAAGGGAGGGAAUCGAGAUUGAGUGAGCAAGCUUUAUGAGGGCACCUCUGUACAAUCCCGCAUUGUACCACACCUCCUCGGUCGAAAUUGCGAAAGGAUAACCAUUCAAGGUCAUCUGCAACAUUGGAUUGGCCACUGCAUGGUUGUCUUCGUACAGUCACGAAACCGGCCUGGCACGAUGUUUCCGGCACAAGCUUUUAUGCCACUUCCAACUUGCACUGCGGCCUGAGUGCAGUACCAGGGUACGGAGUUCAUGGACCAGAAUGACUCCCUCCUGAGAUCCAUACCGUGAUAAUCAUCCCAUCUCGCCGAGAAUUCAUUCGACCCUGGCACCGGGUGUUUUUCCCUCGAUCUUGACGCCCACACUCCUCGGCGUACAUGCAACCACUCAAGAGACAUCAUCUAGAUAUUCGGCCAUUGGGCACUACAGUAUCAAGCCUCAACUGGCGGAAUACCCCUUCCUUUCGGAAGGCGAGAACGUGCAACCUCCAACCACCCAGCUCUGGCAGAAUGGGCACCAUUCAAACCUCAGACAAUACCCAACGGGCCAGAAUGUAUACGUGGAGGAGCUCAUUGACGAUCAUCAGAUCGAAGGCCACGUUUUCAAGGUCAAAAUCGAUGGAGAUGGCCCGAUAUUUGCGUCCAGUUCAAACAAGUUCAACGCCCUUUUCCGGGCGUCCUUACAUCCCGCCAUCUCUGAGACAGUUAGCGCCUGCUGCCGCUCGCCUGUGGUGCUGCCUAUAUUACUUGCUGCCAGUGCGACGUUCAUCCUCAUACACCUGACAAGCACUACAGCAACGUCUGGACCGCCUGUUUUUGACGGGACCCUCCCCAUGAUUAAAACUGAAGUCCCCUUCAAUGCUGCAUCGUGUUUGUUAUUUCACGUCAAGCUUGGUAUCCACAAGUCAGAGAGAACUCUCUGAACUGGCAGCUCCCGUAGAUAGUAUCAAUGAAAGGGAAACCUUGAUCACGAACUACAAGUACCUGGCAUGAGACUCGAACAAAUCUAUCUGUCUGGGUAUUUUUAUACAGCACAGUGUAAAAGCGAAGUGGCAUUUGAAAAAUGCCUGUCUCAAUUGGCUACCUCUGGUACACCAUGCGACACUGCAUUCAACCAACCGAUUUGACCUUCCAACGACACGCCCACUGGCAGUCGAACACGCCAGUGCAGGUCUAUUUCAUGGUAUCUGCCAACUGCCUAUACAUCUGUUUCACAUCGAGGAUGUCUGCCUUGAGCUCCUCGACCUGCUCACUCUUCUCACCAAGCAGUUCCAGGGUCGUCUGAUGCCUCUCAUUCAGACUCUGAUAUUCCGUCUCCAAGGUCUUUAAUCGAGCUUCUAUUCUCCGCUUCUCCUCGACUUCACGCAUGAGAUUCACCACCUCCUUUCUCGCCUCAUCACGUUGGGUAGUCAAUCGAAGCAACUCGUCCUUGGACGCGGCUUUCUCGGUCUCCAGUCUACGGACAUUGGCGGACAUUCGCUCCACAAGUUGAACCGAAGGACCGGCUCCGACAGUGGACGCGGAGAUGAGGUCGUUGACCCCGCCACGAUGAGAGUGGUGACUAACCGAUAACGGGGUCGGAGGCACAUUGGCAAAGUAUUCGUCUUGGUCCAUUGAAGUGACCACAGACGGCGUUUCUGCCGUGGGCCCAUUCAAGUUCGCAAGACCUUUGAUAGAAGUGGUCGAUUGCUGUCGCGGCGGCGUGUUCGAGUCGAACAGUGGCAUGAUCGAAGAUCUUCGACUGCUGGGUCGCUCGUACACAGGGCUCAUCAAAUGGUUCAUGUCAAAACCCAUUCCCAUGGUGGAAGUUUUGCGGACCGACGUCCCUGGUGACUCGGUGCGCUGGAUGUGCAGAGCAGUCGUCCAUUUCGCCUUCUCUUCAUCGAUUUUACGUUGCAGCUCUCUGGCUGCAUUUGCUUUCUGUUCCUCGAGUUCUUUCAACGAAUUGGACAGGUCCUCUUCGAGUUGACGCGCCUUGCGACUUAACCUCUCGGUUUCUUCGUGGACUUCGGCCAGACUCUUUUCCAUGUCUGCAUACUUGACCUGUAUGCUUUCUAGUUCUCGUUCGGCACCUUUGAGUCUCUGGGUGGUGUCACGCAGUUUUUUCCGCAGAUCCGCAUCCCUGGCUGCAACUUCAUCCCGUUCCUUCUCCAGAUUGGUGAUCCUACCGAGCAGGGUACUUUCAAUACCUUGCCAAUUUUGACUCGCAGAGGCAUACUGGCUCUGGAGUGUCUCAAUUUGUCGGAGUAGUUUGGCCUGCACCUGGCCCUGGUCCAGAGACGCUGCUUCUUCCGCUCUGACGCGGAAAGCCUCCAACUUGCUUUCUAGUGCUGCUUGCUCGCUUAGCAUUUCGCUCUCCAUGGCGCGAGCUUGCUGUUUCUCCUUUUCUAGGGCGGCCUGCAGCUCUGUGAUCUCCCUUCGCAACUUGUCUUCCGAUAUCUCCUUCUCCACUCUGGCACUGGCCAGAUCGUCCUCCAGCUCAGUGAUACGUCUCCGCUCCUUCACCAGCUGGUCUGACUGUGCUUUGCUUUCUGCGGCCUCUGCUCUUGCAUUUGCUCUUGACAACUGGGUUUUCAUUUCGGCCAAGGUAGAUUGGAGAGCGUCCCUCUCCUUUUUGAUGGAUGCCAAGUCACUCGCAGCAGCCAAGCUCGCGGAAAGUUGCUGUUCCGUUCUCUUGCUCGCUGCUUCAGCCUUCAACGCCCGGUCUUCCAUGGCCUUCAAGGAACGCUCUGCCCUUUCAGCACGGCUUUUGAUAGCCUCUUGUUCCUUGUUUUUGGCGGCUAGCUGAACCUUCAAUUUCUUGACUGCUGUCAGAUAGGUCAUUUCGGAUUUGGAAAGUUUGGUUCCUUCUUCAAUCAGUAGAGCUAUCUUCUCGUCCUUCUCGGCGAGUCUUUUCUCCAAGCUACCCG
Molecule: messenger RNA, 3678 nt
Organism: Exophiala dermatitidis NIH/UT8656
Lineage: Eukaryota; Fungi; Ascomycota; Eurotiomycetes; Chaetothyriales; Herpotrichiellaceae
Product: 26S proteasome non-ATPase regulatory subunit 10
Exons: 4
Coding region: 76-795 (239 amino acids)
Cellular component (GO): nucleus; cytoplasm
Molecular function (GO): protein binding
Source: RefSeq, a predicted model, not a curated record